GUUCGAGGACCACUUCGCGGGGCCGAACCACUUCAACGCAUUGUGGAUGAAGGUGGGUGAAUCGCCCAUACACCUGGACGAUUGGUGGCACCAGUGGAACCUGGAGUCUGGAUCAAUUAGGUUCAAUUACAUCGACGGUGCGAUCCAGAUGUGCCGCGGAGAGGUUCCAGGCGAGAGCGCGCCGCUGCCGCUGCCGCUGGCGCCGCUCUCCGCCCACGCGGCCGCGGACUCCGCCGCCAGCACCGCGGCCGGCUCUGCGAGCACCGCCGCGAGCUCUGCAACGGGGCCGGGCCGCGCCGCCGCGCUGGCGCCUGGCGGCGACGUCGUAGGCGCGACGGCCGCGGCGAGCGGCGACCCGACGACGUGGCUGUCGCUGGCGGCCACGGCGCUGGUGGCGACCCAGCAGCACAUGGACGCGGGCGGGGGCGUGGUCGACGCCGCCGCCGAGCGCGCCAGGGAGGAGGCGGCCCUCCGGGAGAUGGAGGCCAUCACGCCUGCUGACGGCUUCCUCUCGCCGGCGAGCGCGCAGAUGCACGCGUACAUCUGCCACAUGUGCCGCAAGAAGUUUGCGUGUUUGGACCUCAUCCCGGCGCACUGCGUGUCCAAGGUCCACGCGAAGAGGCGGGAGCAAGGGUACCGGUUCGAG
Messenger RNA from Prorocentrum cordatum, 646 nucleotides. NCBI's taxonomy places the organism in Eukaryota, Dinophyceae, Prorocentrales, Prorocentraceae. The record is from the annotation of a GenBank genome assembly.